UCCAAAAGUACGCACGUGUUUGUUAAUAGUUCUGCGAUAAUGCUUACCACUCUGAUGUAUCGAACUGCAGCGGUCACGAUGACCGUCUAUAUGACCAAUCGAGUUGGAGUUUGGGGCAAGACGGAGGAGACGGAUCGCCUGUUCCAUCAGAUCACUGGGGGUCUUCAUCCACUAGUUGGACUCCUGCGACGAGUGCUGAACUUUGAGGAGAGCGAUCUGGGCGUGGGAGAGCUAUCCCGCAGAUACUACAAUGAGGGAGUGAAGGGUACCUUCCGUAUAAUACGAAAUAUACCCAAUUAUUCGGAGGAUCUGGCCGACGGAGCCAAGGUCACCUGUCUGGAUUUGGUAGAAAAGGCCAAGGAAUUGCGCCACCAAGAAUACUCAAGAUGGUGGAAUACUUCCACGAAUAACGAGAUACUAAAGGUUGAUUCAGCAGAUUCUUCAGCUGGCGAUGGAUCAUCCGAGGAUUUAAUCCCAUUUCAGAAACGAAUGGCCGUAGACAAUUUACCGGGACAAGGCAAUGUUGCCCUCAAACCGAGAAUAAUGUGAGGGUUCAAGCAUCACUCUAUACCAAAAAAAAAAAAAGAAAUCAAAAAGUAUAUCCCACUCACACUCUACAAAAUCUAAUUGUUAAAUGCUUGCGAAAAAAAACAUGUAUGUAAAUCUUGUUGGAAUCCCUAAUGCUCUGCAAGUGUUCAAUUAAAGAUAUGCUAAAGAAUUCGCGUUUUGAAUCAUUACUCAACAAAAG
Molecule: messenger RNA, 748 nt
Organism: Drosophila erecta
Lineage: Eukaryota; Metazoa; Arthropoda; Insecta; Diptera; Drosophilidae
Product: MICOS complex subunit MIC13 homolog QIL1
Exons: 2
Coding region: 40-549 (169 amino acids)
Biological process (GO): cristae formation
Cellular component (GO): mitochondrial crista junction; MICOS complex
Source: RefSeq, a predicted model, not a curated record